UAAUAAUUAGAUAUAGGAAGAAUUUGCCACAGUGCUCCUACUUUCUCUCUCUACGCCCAAGCUUCAGUCUUCCGCUUACAGUACCGGAAACGAACCUACAGACAAUGCCGGAGCUACCGGAGGUGGAGGCGGCGAGAAGGGCCGUAGAAGAGCACUGCUUAGGCAAGAGGAUCAAGAAAGCUAUCAUAGCUAAUGACCCUAAAGUCAUCGACGGGGUCUCUUCCUCGGAUUUCGAGUCUUCUCUUGUGGGAAAAACCGUAAUUUCUGCUCUUCGCAAGGGCAAGAACCUCUGGCUCCAGCUUGAUUCCCCUCCCUUCCCUUCGUUCCAGUUCGGGAUGGCUGGUGCUAUAUAUAUCAAGGGAGUUGCUGUUACCAAAUAUAAGAGGUCUGCCAUAAAUGACUCUGAUGAGUGGCCAUCCAAAUAUUCAAAGCUAUUUAUUGAAUUAGAUGAUGGACUGGAGCUUUCUUUCACUGAUAAGAGGAGAUUUGCUAAAGUCCGCUUGCUCAAAGAUCCAGGUUCUGUGCCUCCAAUUUCUGAGCUCGGCCCUGAUGCACUAUUGGAGCCAAUGAAAUUUGAUGAAUUUUAUGAAUCCUUACACAAGAAAAAAAUGGGAAUAAAGGCUCUGUUACUUGAUCAGAGUUUUAUUUCUGGCAUUGGAAACUGGAUUGCAGAUGAAGUGCUAUACCAAGCCAGAAUUCAUCCACUGCAAACUGCUUGCAGCUUGUCUAAAGAAAGCUGUGUAACAUUACACAAGUGCAUCAAGGAGGUUAUUCAAUAUGCGGUUCAAGUUGAUGCUGAAUGCAGCCACUUUCCUCUUGAAUGGCUGUUUCAUUUUCGAUGGGGCAAAAAGCCUGGAACAGUUAAUGGGAAGAAGAUUGAUUUUAUCGCUGCUGGUGGUAGGACAACAGCUUAUGUACCAGAGUUGCAGAAGCUGAGUGGAGGGCAAGCUGUGAAAGCAGCAGGAGCACUGCAAAGAAAAACUCCAAAUGGAAAAAAAGGCGAGGAUGAUGACGAAGAUGAAGUGGAAGAUGAUGCCAAUGAAGCAGGAAGUGAGGAAGAGGAAGAGGAAGAGGAAGAGGAAGCAACUAGAAAGGCUAAAUCAAAGAGAGAAUUAAAGUCCAGAGUACAUGUCAAGAAGCCUCCAACUAAACAGAAGUCCAAGGCAAGUCAUGAAAAUGACAAUGCUGCUGCUGAUGAUAAUGGUGAUGAUGGAAAAGAUGGAAAGCAGAAACCACGCCGAGCAACCAGUGAUAAACAGGCUAAAGCAAAAAGGGAAUCCAACAAGAAGGCUACCAAUAACAGUAGAAAGCCAAAGAAGAAAGUGAAGUAAACUGCCGUGUCAAACGCAGCCCUCAUUUACGCAGAAAGGUGGUUGUGUCCAGACCUAUUCAAGUAUCGUUUAAUGGUAGUUAGUUACUUUGACCCAAUUUUGUUUUAAAACACUGCCCUUCUGUCCACAGCAACAUCUUCUGCAAAUGUUUAGUCUACUCAUGUGAUACUUGGAAGAAUAGUACUUUCCUGAAGGAUGUUUCAGCGAUAUAAAUUAGUAGUUCAAUCUAAAACAUCAUGCGAAAGCCGC
This is a messenger RNA of Manihot esculenta (cassava), 1580 nucleotides long. Its product is annotated as formamidopyrimidine-DNA glycosylase. Gene Ontology annotation, molecular function: damaged DNA binding; zinc ion binding; oxidized purine nucleobase lesion DNA N-glycosylase activity. NCBI's taxonomy places the organism in Eukaryota, Viridiplantae, Streptophyta, Magnoliopsida, Malpighiales, Euphorbiaceae. The coding region runs from base 105 to 1331 and encodes 408 amino acids. The record is from RefSeq and is a predicted model, not a curated record. The transcript has 10 exons. Gene Ontology annotation, cellular component: nucleus. Gene Ontology annotation, biological process: base-excision repair.